Prunus avium (sweet cherry) is the source of this 1360-nucleotide messenger RNA. RefSeq lists its product as uncharacterized. The record is from RefSeq and is a predicted model, not a curated record. Lineage: Eukaryota; Viridiplantae; Streptophyta; Magnoliopsida; Rosales; Rosaceae.
ACGUGUCAUGACGACAGUGCUCCCCCAUCACUAUAAAAAGCCACUGGCUUCUACUAGUUCAAAUCAUCCCAAAGCUUCUGAGAGCCCCAAGAUGUCUUCCAAAUACUUGCUAGUGUUUCUUCUUGGAGUGGUGGCUUUCACCACCACAACUCCUUCUCUUGCUGAUAACCAUGACCCCAAGCCUCCUAAAAUUCCCGUACCCCCAAUUCACAAGCCUCCUCCAACACAACUUAACAAGGAAGAGCCAUUGCCAUUCCCGGAACACAAGCCCCCAACCCAACAACCCAAGGGUAAAGGAGGAGAGAAGCCUCCACCAGUUGACAAGCCACCCCACAAUGAACACCAUUUGUUAGAGGUGGAGGGCCAAUUUCCCAAGGGAGAAAAGCCACCUCCAGAGAGCAAUGACCAGCCUCCCCAGGUACAAAAGCCACCACCAGAGCACAAUGACCAGCCUCCAAAGGGAAAGAAACCUCCACCAGAGAACAACCAGCCUCCAAAGGGAAAGAAGCCUCCACCAGAGAACAAUGAGCCUCCAAAGGGGAAAAAGCCUCCACCAGAGAACAAUGAGCCUCCUAAGGGACAAAAGCCACCACAAGAGCACAACGAGCUUCCUAAGGGACAAAAGCCACCACCAGAGCAGAAACCAGGUGAUGAGCCUCACAAGGGUGAGAAGCCACCACCUGAGCACGAACCAGGACACCCGGGAGAUGAGCCACCAAGAAAAGGAGAGAAGCCACCACCAGAGCACAAAGGAAACCCGGGCAACGAGGAGCCUCCAAAGGGUGAGAAGCCGCCUCAUCACAAACAAGACACCAGAUUUCGUUUGCUAGAGGAGCCAUUGGAUGGGAAAUUGCCUCCUCAGGGAAAGAAGCCGAAGCCACCCACAAAACCCAAGCCACCAACCCCACUUGAUGAGCACAAGCCAUUCCCAGAGCCCAAGCCAGAGCCCAAGCCAGAACCAAAGCCGGUUGAUCAGCCUCCUAAGGGCAAGGGAGACAAGCCACCACAUCAUGAUCACCAUCUUGAACAGAAUGUGGUGGAGGGUAGUGGAAGAGACCCAUCAAAGCCACCGAGGAAACUAAAGCCCCCAACUGGCCCUGUCAAGCCACCUCACAAGCCACCACACAAACCUCCAUUUCCCAACUGAAACUGAUCAUGCAUGCAUGAAUGACUAGCUUGCUAGGUUCACGUCAUUAUGUAGAAUAAGAGAUGUGUUAUGUGUGUUUAAUUUCUUAUAAUGUCACUGUGAUGUACGGAUCGGUUACGACUAUAGCAGUAGUACUGUGCUCUUCUCAUGUAAAGCAUCCGGUGUCAUUUGUGUUGUUAUUAUAUAUAAACUACGCUUUUCUUCCCUCUUUAA